AUGGCCACCAAAGUCCUCACACCGCCAAAGGUCGACUCCCAGACCUUCCACCAACCCAGACCCCGACGCUCCUCUCCGCCCUCCUCGACGUCGCUGUACAUCUCCACAUCCCCUCCUCGACACUGUUCGAGUCCGAGGCAGUCAUCAUUCACUCACUCCGCCGAGCACCUCGAGCGCGUCGAUUCACCUUCACCUACCACAUCCUCACUAGAGUCCUCACCUCAAUCGUCGAUGCUCAACUUCUCGCACAACUCUUCCCUCAACUCGACACCACUCACUGGCGGUCUUUCCUUCGAAGGCAGCAUUGGCACACCUGACGAGGACAUCGACUUUCCCAACUAUGGCGACUUUUCAGGCCUCAAGAAGGACGAUAGCGCGUCAACAAAGUCGGGCGAUGACGAUGUGGAUACCCCUGGGAUCUCAGCGAGCACAGAUACCACUCGCUCAGACUCGCCUUUACAUACACCGACUGUUGCCGACGACACAGCGAUCAAGCAGCAGCCUUCACAGCACGUCGACUACCUCAGUCAUGACUGGAGAGAAGAGGAUAUAUGGGCGUCGUGGAGGCAUAUCGUCUCGCAGAGAAAGGUAUACGGACAGAGAUCGAGGCUGGAGAACGCGUCGUGGAGGACAUGGGCGAAGUCGAAGUAUCACCUUCGAACUAUUUCGCCCGAGACACUCAAUUGGCUCAAAGAGUCCGACGUGACAUGGCUGUAUGGCCCUCUGAAGCCUGCUCAAACCCACCCCAUCACCUCCAACGCCUCCACCCCCCAAUCACACCUCUCGAAGAGCAGCUCAUUCGUCAAGAAGCCGAUAUUGAAGAAGCGGAGUGUGUCCGAGGUCAUGCUGCAGAAAUCGCUAUCGACAUCAUCACUGGUCAAGCAAGCAGCUGCUUCCGUACAAGCUCAAGCGACAAAGUCGCCUCGCAGGGGUCUUAACAGGGUCAACUCCGAGCUGAGCUACGCGGUCAACGCCCCGUCACAGCCACCCAGCAGAGAGGAGAUUGACUACUUUAGCAUUCGAACGGGCAGCGCUGUGAGCGAGACGCCUUCGGAUACCAAGGAGAAGCAUAUCAGAUUUGAUGAGAGGGUGGAACAAUGUGUGGCCAUCGACUGCAAGGACCCAGCAUACGGCGACUUUGACGAUGAGAUCGAGGACGACCCACAAAACAGCUCGCUUUCAGAGUCCAGCAGCGAUGAAGGAUUGUUAAUGAUGAGCAAGAGCAAAAGGACACCCACGGGCAGAGAGCGGCCGAAGGGCCGACUCAGCAGAACGAACUCAUCACAGGGGAAGAUGAUUGAGACGAUUGAAGCCACGACUCUGAAAUACCGAACAGAUAGCCCGGACGUGCCGGAACAACCACCACAGCCCGCUCAACACCAUACCUUUGGCUCGGGGUGGGGCUCUGGCGCGCUUUCGCAUUCGCCAUCGCAGGAAACAUUACGACCGAGCAGACCCUCGAGAAAUUUCCUGCUCGUUGAAGACGAGGAAGAAGACGCCGACGCCGACAACUCCGCCUCCUGGUCCUUUGGCGCCAGCAACCCCAAAUCCUCCCUCGGAGCAUCCGUCAAAGACGCACCUUCCAGCAGUCGCAACGACAACAACUUUGUCCUUUCGGAUGGCUACGAAGGAAUGCAGGGUAUGCGAAGAACAGAGAGUGGCAUGUUCAUGCCCAUCGACGAGGACGAAGACGAUCUGGUGGCUGCCGGGCUUUUUGGCCGCGUCAGCGAGACGGUGAAUACGGUCAAGGAUAUCGGGUGGGUGUUGUGGAAUUCUUUUUCGCAGAGGCGGGACUCUUGA
Messenger RNA from Saxophila tyrrhenica, 1800 nucleotides. It is a transcript of the gene REG1, whose product is annotated as protein phosphatase regulator. The transcript is spliced from 2 exons. The record is from RefSeq and is a predicted model, not a curated record. Lineage: Eukaryota; Fungi; Ascomycota; Dothideomycetes; Mycosphaerellales; Extremaceae. Gene Ontology annotation, biological process: protein catabolic process in the vacuole; cellular response to glucose starvation. Bases 1 to 1800 code for a protein of 599 amino acids.